GUGCUGGUCUACUUGAACAGCUGUGUACAAAAGCUUUGCCUUUGGAAAAACAUGAGACUUGCAGCACCCCAGACAUAUAAAGCACAAACAAUUCUGAACCCCGAGCCUUGAAAAUGUUUCAUUAUCUAUUUAUUUUCUUACCCACAUACCCAUCACACUUACGAGCUCAACAUGUCCCAUGUGACUUGUGCUGUGGUUAACAUCAGUCCUCAGGGUUGCUGUGUUUUCAGUUCAGAAUCAGUUCAGUCACUUCAGCGACAAGCCAGUUCUGCUGCAGAGUUUUAAGAGAGUCAUUCUGCAAAAUGCCCAAUUGGGUGCUUGCCAUGCAUGUUCUCUUCCUGCUUUCCCAUGGAACAUCAGCCUCCGAUGUCACAGAAAACAAACCAGAGCUAAUAGUUAUCACUGCUGAGGAAGGGGAGACUGUCAAUAUUACUUGCAAGUUUGACCAACUGGCGAUGUCGGGGCUGCGUUUGAGACGGACACUUGUGAAAGCCAUGGAUGUGCUAUAUGUGAAAAAGCAGAGUCUAUACAUCACCAAAGCUCCUGAAUAUGCAUAUCGCAUGGAGUACUUUGAGCUGAAGAACGCAUCGACGAUAAUGCUGAAGCAUGUGAAGAAGAAUGACAGUGAUGGGUAUUUGUGUGGUGGCACCCUGAUAAUUAACCAGGAGCCCAGGAUAAUGAAUUUCAGCACUAUCAUCUUGGCAGUGAAAGAGACCUCAGCUAUGAAGCUAACAGAGUGUCCUUCAUUUCUCUGGGUGCCAUAUAUCCUUAUCUUCAUGUCACUGCUCUUGCUUGUUGGACUGGGAUAUUUUAUCCUAUCUCAUAUAGAUAUCAAGAAAUGCUGCAACAAAGGAAAGGCAGGAGAAACACAAAAUAUGGUCUAUGAAGACAUGACGUGCAGCCUGAGGCGCAACACUAUGAAUAAUGUGUAUAAUAAUUAGAAGUGAUCUCUUGCCAGAUGGAAUAAUCCCGUCAUUCUCAGCAAAAUCCACUGCUGCAAUAUUUACUGUACACAAUGAAUAACAAAGCUGGAAUCUGCUAAGAAUCAAGAUCAAUUAUUGUUAUUAUAACCACUUUAAUUGAAGGAAGCACAAGUCACUGUCUGGAAAAAAGGCAUUUAAAUAAUACUUUAAACUUAAACUUUUUAGCAAGAAUACCACCCACCCUGCUUACCUACUAACCCCUUUGCCACCUCCCCUUUCCCGACACCAGGCCAACCCCGCUUCUCAGUUUACACCCAAACAACCCCUUCACUUUACACACCACCCAUCCCCUUGCCUACUCUCUCACAGCUCACCCCAAUCCCUGUCCUCACAGCUCUUCCAAUCCCUCUUUUUAAGGAGUGAUGCACACACUUCAGAGUGUGGUCUGCAAAACCUCCCACUCUCCUUUAAACAGCUCACAUGGGCGGGCUGCCCCCCCCCCCACUACUUGGGUGGUUGUUUUUUUCUUGCUUGCUGUUCUGUAGUCAUGAUGCAUUAUGACAGCCUUAUAAUGUAGAGUAAGAAGUAAUAAUUUUGUAUUUUUAGACAUUUGCAUAGGUUUUUUGACUUUGUGAUUUUUUGUUUCCUACAACAUAAUUUCCCAGGGUUUGAUACUGUGUAUUUGACUCCUGAUUAAAAGUGAGCUUAGCAAGACUUCUAAGUUUAUGAGUAUAUAGGAAUUUAGGAAGCUACCUUUUACUGAGUCAGACCGUUGGUCCAUCUAGUUCAGAAUUGUCUAUGCCUGGUAGUGUCUUUCCUGGUUUUCAGAUAGCAGUCUUUAACAGACCUACCUGGAGAUGCCAGGGAUUAUACCUCCGACCUUCUGCACACAAAGCAAUGGUCCUUUCCUCAGGCCUCUGUUGCCAGAACGAGCGAUAAACAUUUCAAUCAAGAAUGUGCUAUAAACAUUUCAAUCAAUCUCCAUCAAAAGGUAUUUUUUGGAGGCAUCUCUCACCACAGGAUAUCCUCCUUGCACAAUUUUGGUUUACAUUCCAACACUGACAUUUCCUAAUGUUGCCAUACAUCCUAGAAAGGCAAGAAGAUAUGUGGUGCACACUUGUACAACAAAUGUUCUUACCAUUCAAUGAGAUUUCUCCUCCUACUGUCUUCCAGCUGCCAUGAUAUUCAUGGGUUUCUCUACUCCUCCUUCUGGGACUAGUCAUCCUAGGAGUUUGUUUAUUUAUACUUUCUUGCAACCCACUCACUGAUGUCUCCUGAGGUUCCACACAUGCCUUGGAAUUCUGAUGUUAUGAUACUUUGACCUGGAGAGCCUAUUGGUAAUCUGGUUUAUGAUUAAAUGAUUUAUUAUACCCGGUACUUUUUUCUCCAUGUCUGUCUUCUGGCAAAUACUAUGGUAACUGGAAUACCAGUUAAAAGAAUGAGCGACGGUGAUUCUUGGAAAGCUUGCAGAACUGUUUACUUGGGGGAGGCACAAACGACAUAGCUGGGCAAGCACGGAAAUGUAUGGACUGAUUAAAGUUUCUGCCCAUACAUGACGACCAUUAUUCAAACACUGGGUUAAUGUAAGAUUUGUAGGAACAGGUUUUGGUGUAAUGGGUGAAGUCAUCAGUCUUUUCA
Molecule: messenger RNA, 2561 nt
Organism: Podarcis muralis (Common wall lizard)
Lineage: Eukaryota; Metazoa; Chordata; Lepidosauria; Squamata; Lacertidae
Biological process (GO): adaptive immune response
Cellular component (GO): membrane
Molecular function (GO): signaling receptor activity
Source: RefSeq, a predicted model, not a curated record